AUGUUAAUGAUAGAACCAGUCCCAAACGAACCCUUUCAGGUACGCUCAACGCGACGAUGCCCUGGCGCAAACCAAAGAAUCUGCAUUUACUCAUUCCAGACAGUUCCCGCUUCAUCUAGGUUCAACGAGAUCGGAGUGCAGCAACUGAGCGACUAUGUCCACCCACAGGUCUUUCCGGACAAAAUUCGGACUCCCGAUCCGGAGCUGGUCGCCCUGGCACGAGAUCACCUUGCUCGACAUGAUCUCCUUGGAAAAUCCCAGGGUGGUGCCGAGCCGAUUGCUUUUGACCUGCCUCCGCUCCAAGGAAAGACGUUAGACGAGCAUUUCUACAAGCUCGGCAUGGAUGCAUCCGAACCGUACCUGACCUACGCCAAGUCAUAUGCCGCAGUGACAUGUCCGACGAAACCGCGCAAGUGGGCCAGACGCAGUGGGUGGACGAAAUACUAUCCCGACGGCUCCUCUGAGCCAGUAGAUGCCCCGAAUGAGGAGAUGAUCACUUUUGACACCGAGGUUAUGUACAAGGAACAUCCCUAUGCGGUCAUGGCUUGCGCAGUGAGCCCGACUGCGUGGUAUGCGUGGAUAUCCCCUUGGCUUUUGGGGGAGACGGAAAUCCAAUGUCACCUUAUUCCACUAGGAGACCCCUCUCAACCACGAAUCGUCGUGGGCCAUAAUAUCGGAUACGACCGGGCCCGAGUACGAGAGGAGUACGAUUUGCAACAAACUCACAACUUUUUCGUGGAUACAAUGUCGCUUCAUGUGGCCGUGAAUGGCAUGUGCUCACAGCAAAGACCGACUUGGAUGCGACACAAAAAGAACAAGGACCUCCGGGAUAAGAUUGCAAGCGAGCAUAACUCCGUGGAAUUGGCUUCGUUGCUCGAGAAUAACAUGUUGAGAGAAGAGGAGGAAGAACUCUGGGUAGGACGAAGCUCUGUGAAUUCCUUGCGAGAUGUGGCCAAGUUCCACUGCGAUGUCACAAUAGACAAGGCACAGAGAAACUUUUUUGGCGAGCUUGACAGAGAAACUCUUUUGACGAAACUCGAUGAGCUCCUCGAUUACUGUGCUGCCGAUGUUGCUAUCACUCACCGUGUCUACCGAAAAGUCUUCCCCAAUUUCCUUGAGACUUGUCCGCACCCCGUCAGCUUUGGCGCUCUCCGACACCUUUCCUCGGUCAUCCUUCCAGUAAAUCAAAGCUGGCAAGAAUACCUGACCAUGGCCGAGGAAACCUACCAUAAGCGACUUGACGAUGUGCAACGAAAAUUGGUUGAACUAUGCAACGAAGCUUUAAAAGUGAAAGAGCAACCCGACGUGUACGAAAACGACCCUUGGCUACGACAGCUGGACUGGUCCGGCCAGGAGGUCAAAAUGGUGAAAGGGAAGAAAAAGGGAGACCCCCCUCGCCCCGCGGCACGACAAAAGAAACCUGGUAUGCCGAAAUGGUACAAGGAUCUCUUCCCCUCGAGUAUUUCCGAGAUAAACCUCACAGUUCGCACUCGGAUUGCACCCAUCCUGCUGAAACUGUCUUGGGCUGGGUAUCCUCUCGUCUGGUCUGAUAAGUAUGGAUGGACUUUCCGAGUUCCCCGCGACCAAGUACAACAAUUUGAAAACCAACCAGUGGUCCUCUGCGACAUGACUGAAGAGACGAAUGAGCAGCUGCAUAAUGACAGGAAGAACACAUACUUCAAAAUUCCUCACAAAGACGGACCACAAGCCAGGUGUACGAAUCCUUUAGCCAAGGGCUAUAUGGGGUAUUUUGAGCGCGGAAUCUUGUCAUCCCAGUUCGAACUUGCGAAGGAAGCUUUGGAUAUGAACGCCUCUUGCUCUUAUUGGAUAAGUGCCAGAGACCGCAUCAUGAGCCAGAUGGUGGUGUAUGAGGACCAGGUUCAAAAGGACGGUCGGGCAAACGAACAGACUGAGAACCGCGUGGGUUUCAUUUUGCCGCAAAUUAUUCCCAUGGGCACUAUCACUCGCCGCGCAGUCGAGAACACAUGGCUCACUGCGAGCAAUGCAAAGGCGAAUCGCGUUGGCUCCGAGCUUAAAGCCAUGAUCAAGGCUCCCCCCGGCUACGCGUUUGUUGGCGCUGAUGUAGACUCUCAGGAACUGUGGAUUGCCAGUCUUGUCGGAGACGCGCCAUUCCAAAUCCAUGGAGGAAAUGCCAUUGGUUUCAUGACUUUGGAAGGUUCCAAAGCUGAAGGAACCGACUUACAUUCUCGAAGUGCGCAGAUUCUGGGAAUUUCUCGCAAUGAUGCCAAGGUCUUUAAUUACGGACGUAUUUACGGAGCUGGUGUCAAAUUCGCUGCGACUCUUCUUCGGCAAUUCAACCCGUCCUUGUCUGAGAAGGAAACCCAACAGACUGCGGCCAACCUCUACAAGGAGACCAAGGGUACUCGUACCACCCGUCGCCUGUUGAGCGAGACUCCUUUCUGGCGCGGUGGCACGGAAUCUUUUGUGUUCAACAAGUUGGAAGAGUUUGCAGACCAGGAAAGACCCAGAACCCCAGCCCUCGGUGCUGGAAUUACCGAGGCGCUUAUGAGGCGCUUCAUCAACAAGGGCAGUUUCAUGACGUCUCGCAUCAACUGGGCUAUCCAAUCAUCAGGUGUUGAUUAUCUUCAUCUGCUCAUUGUUAGUAUGGACUACCUCAUUCGGCGGUUCAACAUUCAAGCUCGUCUUGCCAUCACAGUGCACGAUGAAAUUCGAUACCUGGUGAAGGAUGAAGACAAGUACCGUGCGACGAUGGCUUUGCAGAUUGCCAAUGUCUGGACACGUGCCAUCUUCUCCCAGCAAGUAGGCAUUGAUGAUCUCCCUCAAUCGUGCGCCUAUUUUUCGGCAGUUGACGUCGAUCACGUUCUUCGAAAAGAGGUUGACAUGGACUGCGUUACCCCCUCGCAUCCCACCAAGAUUCCGCAUGGUGAAACCUUGGAUAUUUCCAAGCUGCUCGAAAUGGGCCAAAAAGCCUUCCUGGAUCCCUCUAUCACACCCACAUCUCAACCAACACCGGAAAAGUACUCGUACACUCCGCGGGAAUCGGUCAUGUCUACUCUUCAGGCGUCCAAUGACCCGGCUUUCAUCAAGGCUCAGAUCACCAAGGACGACAAAGAGCUUCGUGAAAUUAUCAAAGAAAAGACAGUAUCUAUCAAUGCCUCCCAGCCAUCUUCAUCACGCCCCACCUCAACCAAAUCCCGGGGUAAAUCCACAGGCUGGGCAUCUGCCGAGUCUCAACGGGCGGUUCUUAUGGACAUGGAAUCCGGACUGUAUCCUGACUUCCGAACUCCACCUCGCCCUGCUUCGAAUGGAAACAAACAGCCGCAAUCAGGUUUCUACAACAGAUCCACAUGGAAACCUCGACCUACCGCUCGGGCUUAA
This is a messenger RNA of Penicillium atrosanguineum, 3360 nucleotides long. Its product is annotated as DNA-directed DNA polymerase gamma MIP1. Gene Ontology annotation, molecular function: DNA binding; DNA-directed DNA polymerase activity; 3'-5' exonuclease activity. Gene Ontology annotation, biological process: mitochondrial DNA replication. Lineage: Eukaryota; Fungi; Ascomycota; Eurotiomycetes; Eurotiales; Aspergillaceae. The record is from RefSeq and is a predicted model, not a curated record. The coding region runs from base 1 to 3360 and encodes 1119 amino acids. The transcript has a single exon. Gene Ontology annotation, cellular component: gamma DNA polymerase complex; mitochondrion.